Messenger RNA from Effrenium voratum, 951 nucleotides. NCBI's taxonomy places the organism in Eukaryota, Dinophyceae, Suessiales, Symbiodiniaceae. The record is from the annotation of a GenBank genome assembly.
CUUUUCAGGCGGUCGGCAAAGUCUCGGCUCGAUGGCUCAUUCAGAAUGCAUCAGCACCCACAUUCCAGCAGGUGCACUGGGAAAGCCGGUUCUGGAGACACAAAGCCGCAUGUGGGUGGAUGACAUCCAGGCAGAGUGCAAGCUCUUGGCCUACGCCACCCCAGAUCCAAAAGUUGAGAUCAUUGCAGUGGUGAAGGGCGAAGUUGAUGGUCAAGAUGGUGUUCCCACUCGAGUGCACUCCGAGUGCUUCACGGGAGAUGUGCUUGGGUCAAAGCGCUGUGACUGUGGCCAGCAGCUUCACAAGUUUAUGCGAAUCAUGAACGAAGCGAAUUGCGCGGUCCUUCUCUACGUCAAGGGCCAGGAAGGGCGCGGCAUCGGACUUUUUGCGAAGAUCCGCGCCUAUCAUUUGCAAGAUGAAGGUCACGACACCGUGGAUGCCAACCUCAAACUUGGACUUCCGGUCGACAUUCGGACUUAUGGAGAUGCUUUGUUCGUUUUGAAGGACCUGGGGGUGAGAAACAUCCACCUCUACACUAACAAUCCGGACAAGAUGACGGCGCUACACUCCAUGACCAAGGAGGUUGUCGCCAUCCCCUCCGUGCCUUGCGAGCAGAGCAUGGCCUACCUAAAGACGAAGAAAGAGAGGCUUCAUCACCGGACGGUGCUUGAGACGUUUAAACUCCCAGAGCCGAGCCUGGAGCCUUCAAACCUCCGCAUUGGCAUCGUGUAUGCCAUGUGGAACCAGUACUUUGUGGACGAGCUGCGAAAUGCCGCGGAGACAGAGCUUCAACGUUCUGGCUCACAGAUCCUGAAGAUGGCGGUUCCAGGAGCUCUGGAGCUGGUCAGUGGCGCGAGAAUAACUCUGAGACACCACAAGCCAGAUGCCAUCAUUGUCAUUGGAGUCCUGAUAAAGGGGUCCAGCGACAUUUACGAGCGGUCGUGCAAUGCAGU